Molecule: messenger RNA, 8999 nt
Organism: Labeo rohita (rohu)
Lineage: Eukaryota; Metazoa; Chordata; Actinopteri; Cypriniformes; Cyprinidae
Gene: grm3
Product: glutamate receptor, metabotropic 3
Exons: 6
Coding region: 360-3023 (887 amino acids)
Biological process (GO): G protein-coupled glutamate receptor signaling pathway; regulation of synaptic transmission, glutamatergic
Cellular component (GO): membrane
Molecular function (GO): group II metabotropic glutamate receptor activity
Source: RefSeq, a predicted model, not a curated record
CGGCACUAUUUCUCUCUCCCUCUCCCUCCCCUUCUCUCUCUAGCUCUCGCUCGCUCGCUCUCUGAUGAGUGAGGGCAGUGUUGUCAGCCUCUCUGCUGCGCUCCCCGCGUGCGGACCCACACAAACGGAGUUAAGGAACAGUUUGAAAUACGCCAAAGAAGAGGAAAAAUGCAAGAUCGGCGACAAAAGGAAUGUUUAACAGAGUUCAAAGACUGAACCCCGUGCUGUGGAUCUCCAUGAGUAACCAGACAGAGCUCCCUGCUUCCCCUUCAUGCCUCUGUCAGUUCCUUGACGCCCACCUUUCACCCUCUCUCUCCCCCUUACCUGACCGUUACACCUCCUCAAUCUUCUCCCGGUAAAUGAUGCGGUCUGCGCUCCGUGCUCUGCUCCUGGUGCUGCUGAGUGCCGGGGUCCUGCUCUCCAGCGGAGACUCUCCCCGCAAAGAAAUUAAGAUUGAUGGGGAUCUGGUUCUGGGAGGCCUCUUCCCCAUCCAUGAGAAGGGCAUGGGCAUGGACGAAUGUGGCCGGAUCAAUGAAGACCGUGGCAUCCAGCGGCUUGAGGCAAUGCUCUUCGCCAUCGAUCAGAUCAACCAGGACGUAGGUCUGCUGCCGGGUGUGGCUUUGGGCGUCCACAUCCUGGACACCUGCUCGAGGGACACAUACGCUCUGGAACAGGCGCUGGAGUUUGUUAGGGCUUCGCUUACAAAAGUGGAUGAUACGGAGUUCAUCUGUCCUGACGGAUCCUACGCUCUUCAGGAAGACAGUCCGCUGGCCAUAGCCGGUGUCAUCGGGGGAUCUUUUAGCAGUGUCUCCAUACAGGUUGCCAACCUGCUGCGGCUAUUUCAGAUCCCUCAGAUCAGCUACGCCAGUACCAGUGCCAAACUCAGCGACAAAUCUCGCUACGAUUACUUUGCACGCACCGUCCCGCCAGACUUCUACCAGGCCAAGGCCAUGGCGGAGAUCCUGCGUGCCUUUAACUGGACCUACGUUUCCACCGUUGCCUCAGAGGGUGACUACGGAGAAACAGGAAUCGAAGCCUUCGAGCAACAAGCCCGUUUACGAAACAUCUGCAUUGCAACUUCAGAAAAAGUAGGACGGUCGAGCGCAAAGCGCUCUUCGUAUGAGGCUGUGGUUCGUCAGCUUCUACAAAAGCCCACGGCCCGUGUGGCAGUGCUGUUUUUGCGAAGUGAUGAUGCACGGGAACUCAUUGCUGCUGCCGCCCGCCUCAAUGCAUCAUUCCUCUGGGUGGCGAGUGACGGAUGGGGGGCGCAAGAGAGCAUCGUCAAAGGGAACGAAUUCACGGCAGAUGGUGCAAUCACACUGGAGCUUGCGGCUCAUCCUAUACCAGACUUCAACCGCUACUUCCAGACCCUCACACCUCUUAAUAAUCACCGCAACCCUUGGUUCAAAGACUUCUGGGAACAAAAGUUUCAGUGUUCGUUAGGCGGUGCUUCGUCAGCAGGGGCGGGAACCCCAAAGCCACCUUGUGACCCAGAACUGGCUAUCGACAAGUCAAAUUUUGAGCCUGAAUCAAAGAUCAUGUUUGUCGUAAAUGCCGUGUACGCCAUGGCUCACGCCUUGCAUCGAAUGCAACGGACUCUUUGCGCCAACACCACACGCUUGUGCGAGGCCAUGCGGAGUCUCGACGGCAGGAAACUCUACCGGGACUUUCUACUUCACGUCAACUUUAGAGCUCCGUUCUCCCCUGCCGGCUUGGAGAAUCAAGUAAAGUUUGACGCGUAUGGCGACGGAAUGGGCCGUUACAACAUCUUCAACUAUCAGCGUGUGCCAGGCAGUGACAAGUUCACUUAUAUCCAGGUUGGAGAGUGGGCAGAGAUUCUUUCCCUAAAUGAGGGCUUGAUCGGCUGGCCGAGGGGAGGGGACGUCCCCACGUCUCAAUGCAGUGACCCUUGCGCUCCCAACGAGAUGAAGAAGAUGCAAGCGGGCGAAUACUGCUGCUGGAUUUGUACUCCCUGCGAACCCUACGAAUACCUGCCGGACGAGUUCACAUGCAUGCCCUGCGCGCCUGGCCAGUGGCCCCGUCCUGACCUGACCGGAUGCUACGACCUUCCUGAGGACUACAUCAUGUGGGAGGACGCUUGGGCCAUUGGACCCAUCUCGAUUGCAUGCGUUGGCUUCAUAUGCACCUUAAUGGUCUUUGUCGUUUUCAUUCGACACAACGACACGCCGCUGGUCAAAGCGUCCGGUCGUGAGCUGUGCUACAUCCUGCUGCUGGGCGUCUUUAUGUCCUACGUCAUGACUUUCAUAUUCAUCGCAAAACCUUCGCCUAUCGUGUGCACGCUGCGGCGGUUAGGCCUCGGUACUUCCUUCGCAGUGUGCUACUCCGCCUUGCUCACGAAGACCAAUCGCAUUGCUCGCAUCUUCAGUGGCGUGAAAGAGGGCGGGGCUCAGCGGCCUCGCUUCAUCAGUCCCAGCUCACAGGUGUUCAUCUGUUUGUCGUUGAUCUCCGUGCAGCUCUUGUUGGUGUCCGUCUGGCUACUCGUUGAAGUGCCCGGCACACGGCGGUUCACGACGCCGGAGAAACGUCAGACUGUCAUUUUGAAGUGUAACGUACGGGACUCUAGCAUGCUGCUGUCGCUGAGCUAUGACGUGGUUCUGGUGGUCCUCUGCACGGUCUACGCCUUCAAGACCCGCAAGUGUCCGGAGAACUUCAAUGAGGCCAAGUUCAUCGGCUUUACCAUGUACACCACCUGCAUCAUCUGGCUGGCCUUCCUGCCCAUCUUCUACGUCACCUCCAGUGACUACAGGGUCCAAACCACAACCAUGUGCAUAUCUGUCAGCCUGAGUGGAUUUGUGGUGCUGGGCUGCAUGUUUGCCCCCAAAGUCCACAUCAUCAUGUUCCAGCCUCAGAAGAACGUCACCAGUCAUCGGUUAAACAUGAACCGGUUUAGUGUGAGCGGGCCAGCCACGAGCUACGCGUCCCAUGCAUCUGUGAGCGCCCACUACGUUCCGACGGUGUGUAACGGAAGAGAGAUUGUCGACUCCACCACUUCCUCUCUGUGACCCCGCCCCUUCCUCCAGACUCCUGCUCCUUAGCGACUGUUAGCCAAUCAGCACACAUUGUGCUCUGCCCAAGAACUAGGUCUGCCUACAGUGUGUAGAAAGUGUGUAUGAUUAUUCUGAUGACUAUUAAAUUAUUUUUAGGGCUUGUUGUAAAUAUUAACUGACAUUGUUGUAGAGAAACAAAAGAACAAAAAAAUCCUUUAUAGAGAGAUUUUGGAAACUUUUGUUUUGAUAGCUUUAUUAUGUAUGUUGUAAACGGCCAUGAUGUGAUGAUGUAAAACGCAAACCAGUUUUCGAUUGGGCCACAGUAGAGACUGACAGACACGGCUCCGCCUGCAAUACUGGACACUGGAAUUUGUGGUCGUUUUCUUUUGUAGGCCUCAUUGUAAUAACCUAAACUGUAUGUAUUUCUAUGUUGUACAUUUUGUACAGAAUCUUAACCGAUGGUUUUAACAGCACAAGUCGACAGUAUUAGAGUCUACGCUGGUCAUGAGGUCCAGAGCAGGAAAACCAUCGAGUGAGCGCUCGCGCCUCAAACUUCACGUCGUCUCAUCACAGGCAGUGGCUUGACGCCAGAGGUUACAAUACCAUUUUAGUACACUGUCAUGACAUCUGAAAGCAUAUUACAUUAACUGCAUCUCAUAAGCGUUGCGUUCCGAUUGGCUGUGAUGCAUGUUUAUGUUGCAGCACAGAUAUGCAGUGCUACGAGAUGUUAUAUAUGUUUACAUUGCCUGUGACGAGAAGCCUUCAGGGACGGAAAGUCUGGAAGAUGAGCAUGUGAGGUACUUUGAGUCUUACGAAGUUGACGUAUACCUCUUUUCCACCAUCGUGGUGCCGUUGCUGCCGCCGUCCCACACUGAAUAAAAGGUGAUUCACCAAAAAACAGGUCCACACCUACACCUUAAACCUGUUUGAGACAAAGCAAGAAACCGUAUUGUCAGAGGUCAAACAAUAAGAUAAUGUCCUCACUAAAUACACUUUUUAAAAUGUAUUAAUUUCUAUAUUAAUAUAUUUUAAAAUCUGAUUUAUUCCUGUGAUGCCAAAGCUGAAUUUUCAGCAUCAAUAAUCCAGUCUUCAGUGUCACAUGAUCUUUCAGAAAUCAUUCUAAUAUGCUGAUUUGCUGCUUAAGAAACAUUUCUUAUCAAUUUUAAUACCAGUUGCUGCUUACCCCAACUCUGGCACCGGCACCAUUUCAGUGAAAAACUGGUUAUAAUCGGUCGCGUUUCUGAUGUGUGAAAUGCUUUGUGAUGCAGUGAAUGUAAAAUGUAUUCUGUUGUUCGAUAUUGGCUUGUUGUGCCUUAUCAUUUGUCCUAUAGUUUUAAUACGAGAGGUUCCUCAGAGCCUUUGGGCAGGAGGGGACCAGGCCAUUUUUUUACAGACGUCUUUUUUUACAUUUCAGAAGUUUUAUACAUUUCUAUGUUUUUCUGUUGGAAGAGAGAGGGACGCUCGGGUUCUUCGACAAGCUGAAGAUUGAGGAGAGCUAAAAUGUUAAACGUUUGCUUGUUUUUAGUUUGCGGCCGUCACACGGCCCCAAGGGAUUCUGUACAAUAUCACGUUACCUAAUGCAAGUGUCAAACUGUAUCAUGUCAUUGUAGGAUCAUCCAUUCUUGGCCCGUCAUGAAGAGACAUAGUAAACAAACAUGUAACAGUAACCUAGAAAUGCUAAAGCUCUCAACAUUCAUAAUUCAUCAGCAUGGCAGCAAAGGAAAUCAUUUGUGUGUCAGUUAACAGUACCAGGAGGUGAACAUGCACAGAAAAAACUAGAAAAUCGGAUGACAGAAAAACAUAACCAAUCAGUGACAGAUUUAGUCUUCCAACGGAGACAGACUUGCUCACAGAAUCGCAAGAGAUGUAGUGCAACUGUUACACAAACGCAUACAAUCAAUAAGCAGCUGAGCCCAUAUAAACUAUAUGCUUCCUUAUUUUAUUCCCUUUUGGCCCACUAAUUAAUGAUUACUACUGGUGAAAAAAAAACUUAAUCUUAAGUAAAUGUCGUUAGGCAACUCAAAUCUAGAGUUUGUGCCUGGCAAAUAAUUAAAUGUUCUAAACGCUCAAUCAGCUAACAUUGAAGUAGGGAAUCAAGUCAUAUCUACAGAUCACAAAACCACUCAGAACAUCCUAGAAACCAAGGAACUGCACAGUAAAAUUCUAAAAGCCACCAAGAACACCUUAGCAACUGUAAAUCAAUGCACUGGAGACCACUCAGAACUCCCUGCAUAGUAGCAUGCUAGAAAACCAAUCAGAACACCUUAGCAACUGUAUAGCAACAUUAAAAACAACAACAACAAAAACACUCAGAACACCCGAGCAACUGCAUAACAACAUGAUAAAAACCAUUUAGAACACCUUAAGAACUACUUAGCAAUGCCCUGGAAACACCCACAACAUCCUAGCAACAGCACAGUAACACAUUAAAAACCACCCACAACAUCUUUGCAACUGCAUAGCAACACCCUGGAAACUAACCACAGCACCCUAACAUUCUAAAAAAACACCCAGAACAUCUUAACAGCUGCAUAGCAACACCCUGGAAACUAACCACAGCACCCUAACAUUCUAAAAAAACACCCAGAACAUCUUAACAGCCUUAUAGCAACACCCUGGAAACCAACCACAACACCCUAACACUCUAAAAACCACCCAGAACAUCUUAACAGCUGCAUAGCAACACCCUGGAAACCAACCACAUCCUAGCAACAGCACAGUAACAUUCUGAAAACCACCCACAACAUCUUCACAACUGCAUGGCAACACCCUGGAAACCAACCACAUCCUAGCAACAGCACAGUAACAUUCUAAAAACCACCCACAACAUCUUCACAACUGCAUGGCAACACCCUGGAAACCAACCACAUCCUAGCAACAGCACAGUAACAUUCUAAAAACCACCCACAACAUCUUCACAACUGCAUGGCAACACCCUGGAAACCAACCACAUCCUAGCAACAGCAGAGUAACAUUCUAAAAAACACCCACAACAUCUUCACAACUGCAUGGCAACACCCUGGAAACCAACCACAUCCUAGCAAAAGCACAGUAACAUUCUUUAAAAAAAAAAUAAUCACCCAGAACACCUUUGUAAUUGCAUAGCGACACCCUGGAAACCAACCACAUCCUAGCAACAGCAGAGUAACAUUCUAAAAAACACCCACAACAUCUUCACAACUGCAUGGCAACACCCUGGAAACCAACCACAUCCUAGCAAAAGCACAGUAACAUUCUUUAAAAAAAAAAGUAAUCACCCAGAACACCUUUGUAAUUGCAUAGCGACACCCUGGAAACCAACCACAUCCUAGCAACAGCACAGUAACAUUCUAAAAACCACCCACAACAUUUUCACAACUGCAUAGCAACACCCUGGAAACCAACCACUACACCCUAACAUUCUAAAAAAACACCCAGAACAUCUUCACAACUGCAUAGCAACACCUUGUAAACCUCCCACAACACCCUAAAAACACAGUAACAUUCUAAAAACCACCCACAGCAUCUUCACAACUGCAUAGCAACACCCUGGAAACCAACCACUAUAGCCUAACAUUCUAAACACCACCCAGAACAUCUUUUCAACUGCAUAGCAACAUCCUGGAAACCAACCACAUCCUAACAACAGCACAGCAACAUUCUAAAACCACCUAGAACAUCUUCGCAACCUCAUAGCAACACCCUAGAAUCCAACUACAUCUUAGCAACAGCACAGUAACAUUCUAAAAACCACCCAGAACAUCUUCGCAACUGCAUAGUAACACCCUGGAAACCGGUACUGUGGUGGUCACUUUUAUGCAGGCAAGAUCAAUAAAUCUUUACAAUAUUUUGCUCUUUGUAUAAAUUAACAAUGAUAGAACUACAAGACAAAGUUCAAUGUGAGGACAGCAGAUGUAGGCUACAUUUGAAACAAAAAAGUUAAUAAGUCAGCAUGAGUGUAGAGAGAUAAACAACAUGCGGUUAUGUAAAGCAGUUUGUUGCCCCAUAAACUCCAGCACCACACUCAGCAACUCAAUGCUUUUGUGGUGAGGCUUACAGUACGACUCCCAAAAUCUGCACACAUCCUCUUUCUGCACGUUAAGUUGCUAGGGGUCCUCGUUCCAGCCUUAGCCUCUUUAUGAAUGUUUUUGAGAGAAGAAAAAGUCAAAUGUGGCGGUUUCGUCUGAGUGGCUUAGAAACGGUUUAGGAGGGAGCCGAGACUGCAGUCUGCGCAGAAACACAAAUGGAGAGCGAGCCUCCCUCACCCACUGCAGCAAUUUCAUUUCAGAGUGGGGAUCGAGGGUCUUACUGCAAAAGCAGCCGGGUGUGUCUAAACGCGUCGCUGCGUGGGAAAGUUUUAAGCAAACUUUCAUAGAUCUGUUCAUGUUUGACAUAAAUCUUCACACCAUGGCAGUAUACAGAUGUCAGCCUUGUUUGCAGUGCUAAAUACGGUUAGGUUCAUAAACAGUCUGGUUUUGAAAGAAGUGACAACCGUCCGUAUCCUGACUACACUUACAGGUGUCACAUCUGAAUUCAACAUCAAGUUCAGUUGAUGUGUGAGCAAAACUACAGACAUUAAAUAGCAGAGUGUGUACUUUGUAGGCAGAGAGCAAAACAGAAAUCCUGUUAAAGGAACAGUUCACCCAAAAAAAUGAAAAUUUGCUGAAAAUAUACUCAUCAGGCCAUCUGAGAUCUAGAUGAGUUUGUUUGUUCUUCAGAACAGAUUUAGAGAAAUUUAGCAUUACAUCACUUGCUCACCAAUGGAUGGAAGUGAAUGGGUGCCGUCAGAAUGGGAGUCCAAACAGCUGAUAGAAAACAUCACAAGUAAUCUACACAACUCCAGUCCAUCAAUUAACAUCUUGUGCAUCGAAAAGUUGCAUGUUUGUAAAAAAUGAAUCAAUCACAGAGGUGUUUUUAACUUCAGACUGCUGCUUCAGGCCAAAAUAUCAGUCCAUGAUCAAUUUAAAAGGACAGCAUUUUUACUGGAGAAGGCAUUAUUAUGAAUUAUAGACAUAAUGAUGGAUUUGUUUCUUACAAACACACAGCUUUUUUGCUUACGAUGUUAAGUGAGGGUCUGGAGUGGUGUGGAUUAUUGUGAUGUUGUCAGCUGUUUGGACUCUCAUUCUGACGGCACCCAUUCACUGCAGAGGAUCCACUGCUAAGCAAGUAAUGCUAAAUUUCUCAGAGUCUGUUCAAAGGAAAACCAACUCAUCUACAUCCUGAAUAACCUGAGGGUGAGUAGAUUUUCAGCAAACUUUCAUUUUUCAUGAACUAUUUCUAAGUGUCUGGGCAGACGAGGUAAUUGAGAAAAAAGAGAUUUUUGACUUAAUAUCUACAGUAAAGGCAGCAGGAGUUGCCAAAAAUGGUUUGGAUUCAUUUAACUAAAUCAAAAUAAUACAAAGUCUUGAUGUUUACUGUGGUUAUCCAUCAUUUAUGGUUACAGGUACGACUCAAGACCAGGCCUGAACAGAAUCUGGAGACUUUCCCCCACAUUUUCUGUGCUUUUCUGAAAAGAAAAAUCUGUUAAACGGAGCUGAGAUUAUCAAUUCAGCCAAAAUACUUAUUAAAUAUAAUUUAGGUAGGUUCCAAUAUUGUGAAAAUCAAUUAAAUUGAUUCUGUGCAGGCCUGAAAGUUCCAGAAAAUGGAUUGAUUUUGUUUUCUGUUGUAUGUACAGGACAAUUUAGUGUCACAUCUGUUAGUAAAUACAGUACAGUUGUCAAUCCCAAAUACUGAAUGUGUGACUAGACACUUUCUCAGUCUGUUUUUCUGAAACAGCAUGUUUGUUGGAUGUACCAGGAACAAUAUGGGGUGGUUUUGAAUUUGUAUGUAAGGCUUAAACAGACUAAAACCCCUCCUUCAGAUCUGUAAAAGAGUUACAAAUGUGUGGGACGUGUACUUGGGGAAGGCACUGAACUUUUCGUUUUGAACACAAAGCAAUAGAACAGUACCCAUGGUGCAGUGUGCAAUAAAAAAGGACAUUAUGACAUCAUAAUAAACAAACUAAACGAUGAA